This is a messenger RNA of Protobothrops mucrosquamatus (brown spotted pit viper), 1541 nucleotides long. RefSeq names its product solute carrier family 66 member 1 like (gene SLC66A1L). The record is from RefSeq and is a predicted model, not a curated record. The coding region runs from base 169 to 1074 and encodes 301 amino acids. The transcript has 8 exons. Lineage: Eukaryota; Metazoa; Chordata; Lepidosauria; Squamata; Viperidae.
UCUCAAGAACAUGCAGACCCUGAGGCCCAUCUGUGAGGUUGGAAGCAAAUUAUCCCUCUCUGUGUGGGAGCUUGGACAAGGGAAAGAACAUAUUCAAAAUUGAUAAAAGGAUUUGUAUGGGGUUCAAAGCAGAGCCAAAUUUGAAGUAAUAUCCCUGAACCUGAAUAGAUGGCUCUUCAGCUUCAUCCCCCUGCUUUAAAUAUCUCUCCAGUAGAGGCUAAGAAAUUGUGUCUGAAUGGAACACCCUGGAUUUGGCAUCUUCUUGGAGAAUGUGUCAGGAAUGCAUGGGAGUAUUGGAGCAUUCUGCUGGGACUGAUCUCCAUUGCCUGCUUUCUGUUUGCUGCAUUGCCUCAACUCUAUGUAGCCUACCAGAAUGGAAAAGUGGAGCAAGCACUCUCUUUGGGUUUUCUGCUGUGUUGGCUUGCAGGAGACCUCACCAAUUUUAUUGGGUGCUAUUUGACAAAUCAACUUCCAAUACAGACUGUAACUGCAAUUUUUUAUAUUAACAUGGAUAUAAUUGUGAUAUCUCAGUUUUUCUACUAUAAGUUAAAAAAUCAGAAGAUAACAAAAUGUAAGUGCGGAAUGAAGUAUUCUUGUAUAGCCUGGGUCAUGAUAUGCUUACUACUCUGUUUGCUCUUACCUACUCAGCUAUUAAUGAGAAAUAAAGUCCAGAAUACUAUUUUGGGAUCCAAUAAGAAGUCUCACGGCAUUGUUGAAACAUCAGGCUUCGUUUGUGGCUAUUUAUCAUGUGUGUUUUACUUGGGAUCUAGAAUUCCUCAGCUCUAUAAAAAUUUCCAAAGAAGAUCGACAGAUGGGACAUCUUAUCUUUUGUUUGCAUUAGCCAUGAUAGGAAAUGGCACAUAUGGCCUGAGUCUUGUCUUAAAGUUGCCUGCAACACAAUAUCUUAUAAGUCUUUAUUUCUGGCAUCAUCUCCCUUGGUUUAUUGGGAGCUUUGGAGUAUUGUUACUAGAUAUUUUUAUAACUGCACAAUUCAUUAUAUACAGACAACAAAACAAGAGACUUGGUUCAGUGGCCUUGGAGGUAGAACCCUUGCUGAUAAAUGAAGAUUCUUAAUGUGCACAUUUCUUUGGUGUCGCAUUCUUUUAGAGUAACUUGGAACUCUAGUUAAGUAGAUUGUUGAUUUGCAUAGAUCAAUUCUGGAUCCCUGCCAGUAUAUUCAUUCUUAAGUCUUGAUAACUUUGGAAGCAGGGAAUGGUGCUAAUUAGGUUCUUAAGCGAUUGCCAUAUUAUUAACAUUAGUCUUAAAGCUGAUUUAUGAUUAAUCUUAAAUUAUUGCAACAAGUAAUGAAGCCAAAACUAAAAGUUUCAGGGUGACUACAUUGCUCGGAUUUUAAGAAUUGUAACUCUUAGAUAUUACCCAAUUUUUGGAACAUUGGAUACCAGUUAUUGUUAUUUUCCUUUUUUAUUGGUGUUAAUUGUUAAAUAAAUUUACAGUUGCAUAUAUAGUUCUUGACAAUUUAUACAAUGUAAUACAUGCUAACCGUGGCCAAUGUAAUACCAUUUGCUAAAACGCUUCCGGUA